ACGUGGAAGAUCGUCAACAGCCACUACAGUCCGUACAACCACUACGCCGAGCACAACAUGAAGAGAUGGUUCGACGUCCUUCGUGGCUCGGGCGUGCACAUCUGGUUGAACGGCCACACUCACGGCGAGAAGCACGACUACUCUUCGUCGCUGGGCAUUCACUUCAUUGAGAACGGUGCCGGUGGUGGUAUCCAGAAGGAGUCGGCCAGUGGUAUCCCGUCGUACGCGGCUCCGUUCGUCCAGAACAAGUGGAUGUACGGCAGCAACGAGUACGGCUUUAUGUCGCUACAGGCUUCCAAGGCUUGGGUUAAGCUGCAGUACCACACGGCCGACAGAUCGUGGCAGUUUGGCGAGAACUUCCAGAGCACCAAGCAGGGAGGCGUCGAGACCAAGCACUGCUGGUACAUUCCGUCGGACGGCGGCGAGGGCCGUAGAUGCUAAGUUGUCUGGCUUUAGAUGUGUCGUUCGUAGCCACUUGCUGGUUUUUGCCACACAACCAGACAUUUCGCUAAACAGAAAUGAAUCAAAACUUGACUUGAACUUCGUACUGGAA
Molecule: messenger RNA, 553 nt
Organism: Phytophthora nicotianae INRA-310
Lineage: Eukaryota; Oomycota; Peronosporomycetes; Peronosporales; Peronosporaceae
Exons: 1
Coding region: 58-441 (127 amino acids)
Molecular function (GO): ferrous iron binding; acid phosphatase activity; ferric iron binding
Source: RefSeq, a predicted model, not a curated record